Messenger RNA from Cutaneotrichosporon oleaginosum, 1543 nucleotides. RefSeq lists its product as uncharacterized. Gene Ontology annotation, biological process: coenzyme A biosynthetic process. The record is from RefSeq and is a predicted model, not a curated record. NCBI's taxonomy places the organism in Eukaryota, Fungi, Basidiomycota, Tremellomycetes, Trichosporonales, Trichosporonaceae. Gene Ontology annotation, molecular function: phosphopantothenate--cysteine ligase activity. Gene Ontology annotation, cellular component: cytoplasm; nucleus.
CUCAAGCAUCACCCAUUCACCACACUCAUCCCGCUUGGCUCGGAGCACAUAACCUCGGGGCGUCGGUCUCACGCCCUCGGCGCAGCCUUGCGCCUACUGUGGAGCGGCGCCGGCGCUUCAUCUGCAUUUACCGACGAGGCCAGACCUGAAUCGCCAGCGCAGCGAGGCAUUGUUGAAACGUGCGCCCACGUGGGUCCGGGCUUCACUCCAUCUCCGCGCCGGCAACACCGGCGUCGACCGGGUUCCGGUGCAACCCCAGCCAUCGUCGAGUCGUCUCAUUCCGCAACCCCAUCUCGUCGCCUUGCAGCAGCCCAACUGCCAUUACCAGCCCAAAGCCCAACGAGAUGUCUGAAGCAAGUAGCGCGCAGCCGUCGCGCGCGGCGAGCCCCACGCCCGGGCGCGAGUUUAGCACCGAGAGCUACUUCAACACCCAGAGACCGCCUGCGAGACUCGAGGUGCAGACCGAGAUGAUGCGGGAGUUCGUGAAGAAGUGGGAUGGGAAGAAGCGGGUAGUGCUUGUUACUUCCGGCGGCACCACUGUCCCACUCGAGUCGAACACAGUGCGCUUCCUGGACAACUUCUCUGCCGGCACUCGCGGCGCGACGUCAGCCGAGUAUUUCCUCGGUGCUGGCUACGCCGUCAUCUUCAUGCACCGCCUGCACUCGCUCCGCCCGUUCAGCCGGCACUACAGCCACAGUCUCAACCCUUUCCUGGACCUCCUCACGAUCUCGAGCGACUCGGUGGUUGCCACGCCCGAACAGGCUAAGCACCUGCUCCCCGUGCUGCGUGCGUACAACAAGGCGCACGAUGAGGGCACCAUGCUCUCCAUCGACUUCCAGACAGUUAACGACUAUUUGUGGCUUCUGCGAGCGGCAGGUACUGUCAUGGCCCCGCUUGAGCGCAGAGGAAUGUUCUACCUCGCUGCGGCGGUGUCAGACUUCUUCCUCCCGGACGACAAGGUUGCCGAGCACAAGAUCCAGAGCGCCAAGGGCUCGCUUCACCUCGAGAUGGACCAAGUGCCCAAGGUCCUGCGGCCACUUGUGCAAGAGUGGACGCCGGAGGGGUACAUCGUCAGCUUCAAGCUCGAAACCGACGACAACCUCCUCGUGCCGAAGGCGCGCGCCGCGCUAGCGCGGUACGGGCACCAGCUCGUGAUUGGCAACGAGCUGCACAGCCGCAAGUAUCGCGUUGUGUUCGUAGAGCGGGCGAUCACGCCACCGGCGUCCGGCAAGGAAGGGUACUUCACGGGCGGGGUACGCGGGCUGGUGGACAAGCGGAUUACUGGAGCCAUGACGCCGCCGCUGCGCGGAGCCGUCACGCCCGGCGGUGGCGCGUACGAGGAGACGUGGCUCGAGCUGGGCCAGCUGAACGGCGGCGAUAAGGAGAAGGAGAUCGAGGAGUAUAUCAUUGCCGAGCUGGUCGCGCGGCACGAGGCAUGGAUCAAGGCCAAGAAGUAGAAGUCAUGUAUGCUGUGAUUUUCUUGCAGAUGAGGCAGAGUCUGUGGCUUCGCAUGGUCGCAGGGGCAAGUGAUCUAAUGCAUGCU